GCCAUUGGCGUGCUGAGCCCGCAGAAUCGCUGCCAUGGCUAAGGCCGAUGUGAAUCCGAAGGCCUAUCCCCUCACCGAUGCCCACCUCACCAAGACAAUACUGGACCUUAUUCAGCAGUCAUGUGACUGUAAGCAGCUUCUUUGGAAAGGAGCCAAUGAGGCCACCAAAACCCUUAACAGGGGCAUCUCUGAGUUCAUUGUGACGGCUGCAGAUGCCGAGCCACUGGAGAUCAUUCUGCACCUCCCGCUGCUGUGCGAAGACAAGAACAUGCCCUAUGUGUUUGUGCACUCCAAGCAGGCCCUGGGGAGAGCCUGUGGGGUCUCCAGGCCUGACAUCGCCUGUUCUGUCACCAUCAAAGAAGGCUCACAACCAAAACAGCAGAUCCAGUCCAUUCAGCAGUCCAUGAAAGGCUCUUGGUCUAAACCUGUGGCCUCUGCCACGUGCUCCCUGCCAAAUUCUCCCCCAAGGUUGUGUAUCAUAUUGUUUGUGUUAGCAUGUAGUAGUUUCAGCUAUUCUUUAUUGUUAUAAAAUGUUGUAGUAUUAAA
Molecule: messenger RNA, 546 nt
Organism: Cebus imitator (Panamanian white-faced capuchin)
Lineage: Eukaryota; Metazoa; Chordata; Mammalia; Primates; Cebidae
Product: NHP2-like protein 1
Exons: 1
Coding region: 35-529 (164 amino acids)
Biological process (GO): maturation of SSU-rRNA; mRNA splicing, via spliceosome
Cellular component (GO): nucleolus; box C/D methylation guide snoRNP complex; small-subunit processome
Molecular function (GO): RNA binding
Source: RefSeq, a predicted model, not a curated record